Molecule: messenger RNA, 2012 nt
Organism: Rhopilema esculentum
Lineage: Eukaryota; Metazoa; Cnidaria; Scyphozoa; Rhizostomeae; Rhizostomatidae
Product: protein YIF1B-A
Biological process (GO): endoplasmic reticulum to Golgi vesicle-mediated transport
Cellular component (GO): Golgi membrane; COPII-coated ER to Golgi transport vesicle; endoplasmic reticulum membrane
Source: RefSeq, a predicted model, not a curated record
GAUUUUUUCACUUCGUUCAUGUUUGAACGAGGUCGAAAAUACAACAAAGUUGCUGGCUGGGCUGAAGAAAGUGAAUAAUAUUUGUAAUGGACCCACCGCAAGAGUUCUACGUAGGUGACCCUAGUGGCAAGCCUGCUCCACAGAGAAGGAAUGCAAAAGGGAGGCCAAACCAGCAGCAGCAAUAUGCAUACCAACAGCCUACGUAUGGAGGAAGCUCCUCUCAGCUCUUUGAUGAUACAAGUCAGUAUGGAGAUCCUUCAGCUGGGCAACAGCAAGGACAAAUGCCACAACAACCAACGUUUCCUGGAGCACAGUUUGUAAAUGAUCCAAUGGCAAAUAUGGCCCUUCAAUAUGGUACAUCACUUGCAUCUACUGGAAGAGAAUUUGUGGAUCAAAAGAUUGACCAUUUCCUAUCAGUUUCAAAGCUAAAAUACUAUUUUGCUGUUGACACAAACUACGUUCUUAAGAAACUAGCUCUACUAGUGUUUCCAUUCACCCACCAGAACUGGUCUGUGAAAUACAAUAAGGCUGAACCAGUCGCACCCCGGUAUGAAAUUAAUGCUCCAGAUCUUUAUAUUCCAGUUAUGAGUUUUGUCACAUACGUCUUGACUUGUGGCCUUGUCCUUGGAACGCAAAACAGAUUCUCGCCAGAACAGCUUGGAAUGACUGCAAGCUCAGCUUUGGUGUGGUUAUUUGUUGAGUUGAUGGCAAUCAUCUUCACACUUUAUGUUUUUGGAAUGUCAUCUGAUGUGCGGUAUUUGGACCUUCUGGCUUUAUGUGGAUAUAAAUAUGUCGGAAUGAUUCUCGCGUCAAUCGUUGGCCUGGUUCUCAAAUCAACUGGCUACUACGCCACAUUGGCCUGGAUGAGUUUCACAACCUCAUUUUUUCUCGCCCGAACGUUGCGGUUGAUCAUCCUCCCUGAGGCAGCCUCGGAUGGAAUCGCAAGAGCGAGUAAGAGGCGACUGUAUCUGCUUUUAUUCAUAUCUUUAGUGCAGCCACUUCUGAUGUUCAUGCUGACUCGGCAUCUAAACCAGUUCGAUUCUGGAGCUAUUAUAAACUUGAACGUUUAAUUUCUAAAUAAAACCUGUUUUGAUAAUUACAAACUUCCCUUUGUUUUGGUCAUGCCAUGCUCAUGUUGAGCCUGUUUAAUUAUCGUAUCGACAGCUAAGUAGAAAUUUCCACUUCUUUCGAAUUUUCAAUCUUCAUUGAAGAUAUAGACAGUAUCGCAUAACGAAACCGGCGUGGCACUCUUUCCAAAACAGCGUACUAGAUUACUUAAUACAAUAGUAUCAUUAAGUGUUUUUGAUAAUUUUUUUCUCGAGAACAAAAGGAUUUUUGCCAAAGAUGUACGAAAUUGUUUUGGAGUGAUACGUCCCUCGAACUAAGCAGUCAGUGAUUUUGCAAACCUUAAAAUACCCGUUUUCUGGUCUCGAGAAGAAUGCUACGAUCUUUUUUUCCAGGAACUGUUAGCGUCCUUCUCUUUCACAAGUAUUUUCUAACAUUCCUAGCUUUAAAACUUAUAGCUGAAUUGGUUGUUUUAUUUGAAAUGUUAGCUUCAGGUGUUUGCUAUUUUCAAAUAUGUUGUUUACUGAAUAAAUGUUUCUUUUCCAAAACAAUAAACAAAAAUACAAAUAGCUAACCUACCAAAUGUUCUUAAAAUGUUUAUGUAUUGUACCAAAUAAAAUACCUUUAGGUUCUGAGUCUUGGUCGUCUUUGUUUUACACUACAGCUAAUUCCCAGAUUUCAUACUAAAAUUUGCUCAAUGUUCAUAAAAUGGAAAUCUGUCUUGUGUCGUGCUGAUAGUGUAUUCCUAUCUCCGUUAUUCUUCUACAAAUGUCAUUCAUGCCAAUGGUUGCUACAGUAUCGUAAAAGCAGUCUUUGACAUUCUCAUGUGAAGCUAGGGAGUACAGUUUCUUUCUAUCCCAAAAAACAUUUGUCUAUGCCUUAUCCUGAGAACCUGUAAACGCAAAAAGUAGAGAUUUUUGUAACAGUAGGAUGAGAUAAAUACCUAA